AUGUUCACUCAGCUGGUCGCCUUGACGCUUGGCGCCUUGUCGUUCGCCAGCGCUGCGCCCUCUCGUCAGCAACUCUUCUCCGACGCGUCGUGCGGCACGGAAUUCGCGGCGCCCACCCACAAGGCAAAGCACCCGGAUGGCUUCAACAACGGUCCCAGACCCGGGACCUACGAAAUCACCGCACCAAAGUUCGGGUCCGCCCUUCUGCACACCUACCGGGUCGGGGAGCCCCUUGUGCUGAGCCGUGCUCUGCUAUUCCCGGGGCCUUACGGCCAGUACGAGCUGGACCUCACCGAUGAAAACACGAUGCGCCUGAAGCAUCUCGGCCACAACACAGCGGUAGUGGUCGAUGAGGACCGGUUCAUUUCGACCGCAUCCCAGUCUCGUCCACAUGAGUUUACCCUUGAAGCCGGUGACGAUGAGGGACAUUAUGUGGUUCAAUCUGCCCAAGGCCGCACGCGCGGCCUUGUCUGGACGCUCAACCCUGGUGACACGGCCCUCAUGUCUCGCAUUGUCUUGGCCCCAUUCAGGGGUCAGCCCUCCCAGUACUUCCAGUUUUCGGCGGUUGAGAGGUCUGUCCUUGGUCUGGAGCACCUCGCUGCCCACACCGGUCUGCGCGCACCCGUCGCUUCCCCGUUCUCCAAAGCCGGCCCUGUCUCUUCCGGAACCUACCGUAUCAUCGAUGGUCGCUUCGGUGGCCUCGUGCGCAGCUACAACGUCGGGCAGACCGCGUACACGACGAUCGGGCGGGACUUCCCCGGGGACUUUGGCGCGUGGAUCGUUGUCGGCGACGAACUCAUGGGCUACACCAUCGUCAACGCUGGCCAUCGACUCCCACUGGUGCUGACUGAUUCCAAGAACCUCGCGCCCAUCCCAGGCCGCAUGCCUGCUCGGUUCCGGUUCGUCUCCCGCAGCCAGGGGCGGGUCUCUGUCGCCUUGCUCGACGGUGAAGGGGUUUGGGGCGUGGACUCGAGCAAUGGCCCCAUGCAUGCCUCGAUCGAGAUCCAAUCCGAGAAGCGCGGUGAAAUCAUGCAGGAGUUCACGUUCGCCCCGAUGGACAACAUGUUUUGAACCCUUCGACAAUGCCACGCAUCGUGUAUGUAAAAGUGAAGCGCUUUCACAUUCCAAGAUGUUGGUCAAAUGUAAAUGUAAAUGAAUUUUGUUUUGAGAUAGCCGUGUUUCUAUCAUCGAUGUUUGACUGGAAGUGUGAUGAGGUAGCGGAUGU
This is a messenger RNA of Mycena citricolor, 1225 nucleotides long. Lineage: Eukaryota; Fungi; Basidiomycota; Agaricomycetes; Agaricales; Mycenaceae. The record is from the annotation of a GenBank genome assembly.